Messenger RNA from Cercopithifilaria johnstoni, 241 nucleotides. The record is from the annotation of a GenBank genome assembly. Lineage: Eukaryota; Metazoa; Nematoda; Chromadorea; Rhabditida; Onchocercidae.
AGCAGUUCCUGCUACUUUGGAUGAAAUUUUGAAAGGAAGGUUUUCAAAUGGUACUGUUUUGCCGGAAAAAGUGCGUUUGUUGUAUAUGUCUUCGGCUGAUUUUAAGGCAUUUGCUAGAAAAUUUGGUGUAAUGGAUGAUUUCAGGUCAGGUAUAUGUCGUACUUGCUACCAUGAAGUGGUAUCAUUUCGAUAUGGCAGACAUCACGUUUUUCUGACUCCGAAGGAAAUUCAAAGCAUAUGA